This is a messenger RNA of Psilocybe cubensis, 1149 nucleotides long. RefSeq lists its product as uncharacterized. Lineage: Eukaryota; Fungi; Basidiomycota; Agaricomycetes; Agaricales; Agrocybaceae. Bases 1 to 1149 code for a protein of 382 amino acids. The record is from RefSeq and is a predicted model, not a curated record. The transcript is spliced from 7 exons.
AUGUCGGACUCAAAUCAUCAGUUCGACAAAAUUGUCAUGAAAGGCAUUCCAUUCGACAUCGCCGUCACCUUUGCAGUCUGGAUUGAGGUGUGGAUAGUUGUUUUCAAGGCACACGGUUCAAAUUCUAAUCGCGGCAAUGGAUUUUCUCUCCAGCUACUUCUCUACGGCGUCUACGUCACUCUUUUCAUCUCUGCCCUUUCUGUGAUGUUCAAGAGAAGGUCGUCAAACAGAGCUAAUAGGACUACUAUCAGCGCUUGGAUCUUUUCUGUGUUCAUAAUGCUCAUGUUCAUUGUGGCCACGCUUCACGUUGCACUGGCUCUUUUUCGAUGUCUUCGGGCAUACAUACUUCGAGUUGAUCCAAGAGGCGCUUUUUGGUAUCUUUGGGACCUCACCAGAUGGGAUAGCGCCGUCACUAAUGCACUGUUAUGCACAAUGUCGUGGCUUGGAGAUAUCCUCGUGAUAUACAGGUGUUAUUAUGUGUGGAACUGUAACCUUUUGGUAAUCUUGGUACCUCUGUUGCUUUUCCUCGCCACAGUUGGCAUCAAUGCGUACACUCUCUAUUGGUUUGCCCACCCAUCCGAUACACAUAUAGAUAUUAACUUGGUGACUUCGCUACUCAACUCCAUCUACCCAUUGGCCUUCAUACAGAAUGUUUUGACAACGGGCUUGAUAACAUUCAAAAUAUGGCUCCAACACAAGGCUUCUAGUGCAGCUGGGGUUAUCGAUCGGGGUUCUCGGCUCAGUCUUAUACGUGUGCUGCUUAUCAUCAUUGAGAGCGCAAUGAUUUACACGUUCCAAAUCUUUGUUCUCAUAAUUUUGUACUUCAAGAGCAACACCUUUCAGUUUAUUGUCCAAUCUGCCAUCGUUCCAAGCAUAGGCAUUGUUUUCGUUCUUAUAGCUGUGCGCGUUCACAUCGCUAAAUCAAAGAGCACUCUGGGUACCGGCCUUGGUACUUUGCCGGCAUGGCUUGACGAUGGCGGAAGUGCCUUUGAAUUGACCGACCAACGUUCUCCUACACCCAUUCCAGCGAUUACUUUCAGAGUCUCGGCAAACCAUUUUGAACGCGAUGACGAGCCGGAUUCACCUUUUGACUCAUCUGCCUAUACCCACAAGAGCGAGCAAAGCAGCAAAGCGAUGCAUGUUGUGUAA